CAUUGUAGUCUAAAACAUGUGUUUUUGAUGCUCCUAUCAAUGGUAUUUUGAUAAUUUUUUAAGAUCAAAACAACUAUUGACCCAGUGAAGAAUUUCAUUCUAAAUCUAAAUAUAGAAACAAUUAUGGCAAGUUUGGUAAAGAGCACGUAUGUACGGAAAAUACAACUACUAAAGGAAAAUAUCUUGCGAACUGCUGUGAGGAAUUAUAAGCCGAGACGAGCCCUCAUGUAUGUACCUGGCAACGAUUUACGGAAAAUAAGUAAGAUAUCUAGUCUAAAUGUCGAUUGUAUCGCACUAGAUUGUGAAGAUGGAGUGGCGUUCAAUAAGAAGGAUGAAGCUAGGCAAACGAUACAAGAUUCUUUAGCUCAAUUAGUUUCAAAUUCGGAAAUUAAAAGUGAUAUAGGCGUUCGAGUCAAUUCCAUUGAUAGUGAUAUGUGUGAAAAAGACCUGGAAGUUUGUUUAUCUGGAAAGGUGUUACCUCAUACUGUAUUGUUGCCAAAGGUUGAAGAGAGUGACCAUCUGCGAUGGUUUUCAGAAAAAUUGGACAAAAGUAUCCAAAGCAGCAACAAAGUUAAUUUAAUAAUUUAUAUCGAAUCAGCCAAAGCAUUUACAAACUUGACGGAAAUAUGUAAGACUGCUGUAGAGUUAUCGGAAAAAUCAAAGUUUGUACCAAACUCAUUGGUAUUUGGAAGCGAUGAUUUCUGCGCGAGCAUAGGAGCUACAAGAACUGAAGAUGCAAUAGAAGUCCUCUAUGCAAGACAGAUGUUGGUGUUGAACGCCAAAGCGUUUAAUUUACAAGCAAUAGAUAUGGUGUACAUCAAUUACAAAGAUCUGGGUGGAUUGAAACGUCAAAGCGAACAGGGCAUGCGAAUGGGAUACACAGGCAAACAGGUUAUACACCCAGGUCAAAUACAGGUUGUACAGGAAGCAUUUUUGCCCAGUGAAGAGAAGAUAGAGUGGGCUCGAGGACUUCUGCAUGCUUUUAAAGAGCAUCAAGCAACAGGAAAGGGGGCGUUCACUUACAGGGGAAGUAUGAUAGAUAUGCCAACCAUGAAGCAAGCUCAGAACGUUAUAGACCUGGUCAAUUCCACCAAAAAAUAAAAAAUCUACCUGGAUAUAAUGUAGCAUUAAAAAAGAAAGACUGAUAGCUUAAUUAUUAUUUUUAAACAAUUACUUUUUAAUGAUUUGGUUGUGCAUGUUGAAGUUUUAUAUGACGGAAGUUAAAGGCGUUCAUUCACUAGGCGUUACUGUACUUUAUAUGUAUGAAAACUGACUUGUUUUAUUGACGGUAUGUGUUUGAUUUAGAGGUGGGUAUAUUCUAAAAGAACCGUUAUAUAGGAACUUACUAGCAAGAGGAAUCAAAGGAACCGGUUCUAUGAUCUCAGAUUUUUAAUUAAAACAUAUCCAAAGAAUAGUUGCCUUCAUCAAGCUUUUCAUUUGAUAUUGUUGAUACUCCGGCGAGGAGUAUAACCAAAUUAUUUUUCGCUAAACUAGAUACUAUAUUAUUUAAAGGUGAAGAAAGGCAGUUCUAAACCUGCCGUUAUUUAGGAAUGCCACAAAAACUUAAAUCAAAUGAUCCGAAGUCAACCGUUACAAUGUUCUAUAAAAUUCGUAUUUAAGUGUUUGGUCUGUAUUUGCAACUUUCCUUAAUUUUUUCACCUACCGUGUAAUAUAUUGUUAUGAUCUGCUUUCUCUUACUUUUAUAAUAAUUAGUAAUUAUUUAAUUAAUUAUUCAGUUGUCGCAAAUCAUACAUAAAAAAUUAAGAAAAAUCUCAGGGUGCCUUUUUGUCAUAAACAAAAUAACUAAAUUAUCUUAGGUUAUACUGAUCUUUUCUCGUGGCUUCAGUAUCUCUUAGUUGAUCCUUAUCGGGACAAAAUAGGAAAAGGAAAUAAAUAGAAGUACCAUAAAUAAGCACAUACAAAUACCUUUAUUAUCAAAAGCAAUGCUCUGAAAAUUUAUCAAUUAAAUCCUGUAGGCAUAACUGUCCAAAUGAAACUUUUACCAUAUAAAUUAAUCUAAUUCAAACAAAUAUUUAUCGCUUUUUUCUUGAUACCAUUAAUAAAACAAGCUAAACAAACAAAUUUAGGUAUUCGCAAAACUACUUAUACUUCCUAUUACAUUUUUGAAAUGUUGGAAUCUUAAUUCAUAUGCUUUUACGCAAAAAGAAAUUAACUUCUGAUUAUAAAGAAAAUCUAUCACGUAAGUUAUUGACUGACCUUUUUGAUUCACACACAAUGAUGUCUCCUCUUGACCCAAACAUCUCCUCCUUGUUGAUUAUGUUAGGCUACCAAUCAAAGCCCUCUCCGUUCUCAGCAUCAAUCCAGCAGCGUACCAGCAAGUAUUUCUCCAAAACACGAGCCAGGCCUCUUUUGACCAGUACUCGUUCAAUAAACUCCAAAACUCUCUCCUCUCUUUCUCACAAUAAUAAUCUCCUGAGACCCAAGUAUCUUUUUUACUUGGUGUCACAAAUAAUUUCAAUAACUUUAGUUCUUGUAACUUACUCUCUUGGACAUAACAGAAUCAAAGAGGUAUUUCUUCUCAAUUUGAUUUGUCUCUCGUUCCACUUUUCAGCUAUUCUUCACUAUCAAACAACCAAUAGUAUUUGCUUCUGAACUACUCACGAAAACUUUUGACUGCUCUUAUCGGAUGCGGAUCACAUAAUAAUAUCCAUUUCCAAACUGUCUGAACAUUCAAACUUCUCUCUCCCCAUUCCAAAUUGCCAAGCCAAUCAGAAACAUUUCUCUCUCCACAUUCCCCUUUUUUCAUUCGAAAAAACCCAUGCAUUCUUUCAACAAAUACUUCUACUCAUCAUAAUUACUUUUCGGGAAUUCUACAAAUAUUCUUGGGCUUAAACAAAAGGACUUAAAAUUCCAAAUUUCUCUACCUUAUUUUUCUAAAAACUAAUAAUUACAAUUAUCUGUGGAUUUUGCCUUUCCCGUAACAAACAAUCUUUUUAAAUUAUAAUCCGAAGUAAAUUGUCUUUUCACUUCACUUAUUUACAAAUGUCUUUAAUUCUUCAGGGAAAAACUCAUUAAGGAUAAACCACUGCGUAAAAGCUAACUUCUAAUAAAUAGUUACAAAUCAAUAUACAGGGUGUAUCAAAUUUAUGUGCCCGCGUUAUAUUAAAAAUUAAAUUUUUAUUCUAUCUUUGAUUGACAAAAUGAUACACAAUAAUAUAAUACAUUCGAUUACAGUAACGUAUAGUGAAUGGAACAUCGGAAGUAUGAAGAUAUGUGUAGGUCUUUAAUGCUAGUAAGUUAUAUUUUUUUAAAUAAAAACUGACGCAUUA
This is a messenger RNA of Diabrotica virgifera virgifera (western corn rootworm), 3290 nucleotides long. RefSeq names its product citramalyl-CoA lyase, mitochondrial. Gene Ontology annotation, molecular function: (S)-citramalyl-CoA lyase activity. Bases 124 to 1101 code for a protein of 325 amino acids. The transcript has 7 exons. NCBI's taxonomy places the organism in Eukaryota, Metazoa, Arthropoda, Insecta, Coleoptera, Chrysomelidae. Gene Ontology annotation, biological process: regulation of cobalamin catabolic process. The record is from RefSeq and is a predicted model, not a curated record.